CAAGGUUAAUCACGUGAUAGAUCACGUCCUAUAAAUAAUGAAUGUGCCCGUUCGUAGAGCCUCUUUCAAUCGGCUCGGAGACAAGAUGUCCCACCGUAAGUUUUCUGCACCCCGCCACGGCUCGUUGGGCUUUCUGCCCCGCAAGAGGAGCAAACGUCACCGUGGUAAAGUGAAGAGCUUCCCCAAGGAUGACCCCACCAAGCCAGUGCACCUGACCGCCUUCCUGGGCUACAAGGCUGGCAUGACCCACAUUGUGCGUGAGGUUGACAGACCUGGUUCAAAGGUGAAUAAGAAGGAAGUGGUUGAAGCGGUGACUAUUGUGGAGACUCCUCCCAUGGUCGUGGUUGGCGUUGUCGGCUAUGUCGAGACCCCUCGCGGCCUGCGCUCUUUCAAGACCAUCUUUGCCGAGCACGUCAGUGACGAGUGCAAGCGUCGCUUCUACAAGAACUGGUACAAGUCCAAGAAGAAGGCCUUCACCAAGUACUGCAAGAAGUGGCAGGAUGACGAGGGCAAGAAGCAGCUGGAGAAGGACUUUGCCUCCAUGAAGAAGUACUGCCAGGUCAUCCGCAUCCUGGCCCACACGCAGAUGAGGCUGCUGCCCCUGAGGCAGAAGAAGUCCCACCUGAUGGAGGUGCAGCUGAACGGAGGUACCAUUGCCGACAAAGUGGACUGGGCCCGUGAGAAGCUGGAGCAGUCGGUCCCCAUCACCACAGUGUUCACCCAGGAUGAGAUGAUCGACGUUAUCGGGGUCACCAAGGGUCAUGGCUACAAGGGUGUCACCAGCCGUUGGCACACAAAGAAGCUCCCCCGUAAGACCCAUCGUGGUCUGCGGAAGGUGGCCUGUAUUGGCGCAUGGCAUCCUGCCCGUGUGGCGUUCUCCGUGGCCCGCGCCGGUCAGAAGGGAUACCACCACCGCACGGAGAUCAACAAGAAGAUCUACAAGAUUGGCCAGGGCUACCACACCAAGGACGGCAAGCUGGUGAGGAACAACGCUGCCACGGAGUACGAUCUGUCCAACAAGAGCAUCAACCCCCUGGGUGGGUUUGUCCACUACGGAGAGGUGACCAAUGACUUCGUCAUGCUGAAGGGCUGCACUAUUGGGACCAAGAAGAGGGUGCUCACCCUGCGUAAGUCGCUCUUGGUACAGACAAGCCGUCGUGCCCUGGAGAAGAUCGACCUGAAGUUCAUUGACACCACCUCCAAGUUUGGCCACGGCCGCUUCCAGACGGCAGAGGAGAAAAAGGCGUUCAUGGGACCCCUCAAGAAGGACCGCAUUGCCAAGGAAGAGACUGCCUGAAGUCCCUGUCCUCCCGCUCUGUCUUUGGCGAUAUGAGUCCUCAUACAGCCCUGCAGAGUUAUUUAAUAAAAAAAGACCAAACAUUU
Messenger RNA from Esox lucius (northern pike), 1383 nucleotides. RefSeq names its product ribosomal protein L3 (gene rpl3). Gene Ontology annotation, cellular component: cytosolic large ribosomal subunit; ribosome. The transcript is spliced from 8 exons. Gene Ontology annotation, molecular function: structural constituent of ribosome; RNA binding. NCBI's taxonomy places the organism in Eukaryota, Metazoa, Chordata, Actinopteri, Esociformes, Esocidae. The record is from RefSeq and is a predicted model, not a curated record. Gene Ontology annotation, biological process: ribosomal large subunit assembly; translation. The coding region runs from base 38 to 1297 and encodes 419 amino acids.